This is a messenger RNA of Dreissena polymorpha, 2742 nucleotides long. RefSeq names its product protein amnionless-like. The transcript is spliced from 15 exons. The record is from RefSeq and is a predicted model, not a curated record. NCBI's taxonomy places the organism in Eukaryota, Metazoa, Mollusca, Bivalvia, Myida, Dreissenidae. Gene Ontology annotation, biological process: intracellular protein localization; receptor-mediated endocytosis. The coding region runs from base 421 to 2052 and encodes 543 amino acids. Gene Ontology annotation, cellular component: apical plasma membrane; endocytic vesicle.
AUAGUUUACAUCUCUUGCGCAAUAGUAAAUGUUGUGUUCUAUAUUUUCACAUAUUAAUUUUCUGCCAAAGAUGGUAUUGAUAGAUAGGGUUGGCAAUCGAUACAAAUGCUCAAUAAUAAAUGUAUAAUAGUUAUGCUGUCUGAUAUAGCUUUGACUUUUGUGAAUAGAUUUUUGCUAGUGUAUUGUUUAAGUUAUGACUCUUUAUUUUUUGCGACAUUUACAUAAACUUAAAAAAAAUUGUCUUCGCCCCACGACUAUGUUAUUAAUUGGUUAACAAAUUCGAUCAUAGUUUGAUGUUGAAUGCGGCGCAAGUUUGUCUUACUAUCGACCAAUUGGAAUCUCAGCCGGAGGUACACCAACUUAUUAGAGAUUCCCCAGGAAUCGUUUUAAUAAACCUAUGUUUCUUAAGCCAAAGGAUUGAUGGAAAUGAACAAGCUGGUUGUUGUCUUCUUUCUGUUUGUUGUGCCUGUGGAAGGGCUGUUCAUCCGCUGGCUGCGGAACACAGACCUCAACAACCCGCACAACUGGGAUCGGGGAAAUCUCCCGUGCGGGAAUGACCGCAUGAUCAUCCCAGACGACAGUCCCGUAGUGUUCAUGCAGAUCAACACCACUGUACAGGAGCUGGUGUUGCCAGCUACAGGGGAGCUGGUGUUUGGGAGUUUCUUUGGUCUUGCCUUCACAAAUGAGCCAGAUCACAGUGCAGCCUGCCUGGACUCUGGAUCUGAUAUAACCUUCAAUGCAAGCCAUCCAGCAGACUGGUUUGACCCAGAUAACUGGUGUCUGACAGACACAGAGACUGGACCAUGCAAGGAUAUGGCAUUGUUGGAUACGGAGAGAAUACCUUGCUCUACAGGAGAUGUGGUGUUCCCCACAGGUAGCUCCUACUAUGUGGACCUCGGGAGGAACAAGGACAUACAAGUCAAUACUCUGAAAGUGUCGGGGAAGGCCUACAGCACCAACACAUUCAGGGAUUACUUAAGAACAGAAAAUGGCCGCAACAUUUUCCCACCACCGGCCACUGGUGCUCAGUCUUCAGUGACGAUGAACAGACGAAAAUGUACAGACCAGACUGGAUGUGCAUGUGGAAACGACCAAGGCCAGAUUUUUGAGACAGUGUGCACCGUAACAAAGCUCAGAUGCCCGCGCCCAUUGUGUGCUGCCACCAUCAAGCCAGUGGGACACUGCUGCAAUGUGUGUGGGGGAAUGUUGACCCUGACCUACGGCACUGGAUUCAACUUGGACACCUUUAACAACAGCAUUCAGCGAAACUUUGUGGAAAACGAAAAGUAUCCUCACAUCAAGUAUAUCUUAUCAAAGCGAUCAGAUGGCAAGAUUCAGAUGGUACUAUGGGAUGACAACAAAGGGGUCAUGAGUUCACAACUUGCACAAGACAUAUUGGCAGAUAUCAAACAAGACAUAACCACGGGUGGCAUGAGGUAUGCAAUAAUGGAGGCUACACUCCAGUCUACUGCUACUGGAGGAUCAGGUGCAGUGCAACCUGGCAGCCACAGCGCUCAUACUGGGGCAGAGACAGAACUAGGUCGAGGGUCAGUGGCUGGGGUAACGAUAGGCUGCAUUGCUGGAGUGCUAGUCGUCUGUUUAGCAGCUUUCCUUCUCUACAGGCGCACAAGCUGGUCUUGUGUUGACACUGGGCGAUUCAGUCGAAGUAUCUUUAACAAGUUUAACCGGUUUGAUGCGAGCGAGGCACGCAGCCCUCAAGUUACCAUACCAACCCCUGACGCCUUCGCCUGGGGCUCUCUGGACAGUGGGGUCUCCUCAGCACAUUCCUCCCGACUAUCACAGGGCUUUGACAACCCCAUGUUUGGAGAGGCGACCUUUGAUACACAGAAUCCUGUUCCUAUGGAGAUGGAGGUGAGGUCAGUGAUGUCAGAAGAACAGCCAAAAACUGACUUUGGUUUUGAUAACCCGCUGUACGACUCCGUCCAUCAGGAUUCCUUAUUCAGUGACCCCUCUGUUGUGGUGGAGCCCCAACCACUACCCGUUGUCACCCUAGAGGCAGCUGGUUGCCAGGAAACAACCACCGAUGCCUGAGACGGUGCCCGGGACAACCAUCGAUGACUGAGAAUUGGUUGAAAAAAAUCAACGAAGGAGGACUCACUUGUACAUGUUUAAACUGUUGUCUGUUAAUUUGUAUCAACACUAAAUAAUAUAGUCUGUUAUGGGCGAUGUCAUACGAAAAUGGAUCUUAUGCCAUGUCCUCUAUAAAGUGAUGCACGGUAUCAUGGUCUUACAGAGUAGCUCCAGUCCAAAUUAUGCAAAGACUAGGCUGGUCUAAAGCUAUGCAGGCUGCAUAUGGUAUAAGAACCAUUUUCGCACUACAAUCGUCAUAUAUAUUCAUUUGCUUAAACUCUCUGUGUAAAUAUUGUGCAUAUACAUGUAAACUAUUCCAAAAAUUCUUUAUUUAGAACAAACUUUGUUGCCAUAGAUCUAUAAUUAAUAUUGAUUAAGUUUGAAGCAAGUUAUUCACAAACCACUUAAUAGAUUAUUAUAAAUUUAUAAUAUUGUAUUAACCAAAACAAUUUCUGUUCUCUGACGGUCAUUGGGGCAGUUUGUUAAUAUCUUUCUUUGUCAAUUAUAACUCCUUCACUUUUAAGUUUAAAGCUCAGAAUCCAGACAUUUUACAACAAAUACCCUUGGGAAAAUAUAGUGUUUAAUCCAAAUGUGAAGUGUGUAUAAAAUAUAAUCAAUAACAUAUUUACAACUAUGUACAAUACAGUUUUC